AUGCUGAUUUUGUUAACAACGGAAAGCCUUUUGGUGAAUAUUACUUACCUUCGGAGUGCCGUGGCGAAAGGGGCCGUUUGUUUGGAUGGGAGCCCACCUGCAUACCAUCUUCAUAGGGGCUAUGGAGAAGGAAUUAACAAUUGGUUGGUCCAAAUUGAGGGAGGGGGCUGGUGUAAUAAUGUGACUACCUGCUUUGCACGUAAGAACAGCCGUUUGGGUUCCUCGAACAGAAUGGUUAACCAGCUGGCAUUCUCCGGAAUAUUGAGCAACAGAGAACGGUUUAAUCCCUAUUUCUACAAUUGGACCCGAGUCAAAAUCCGGUACUGUGAUGGUGGGUCGUUUACCGGUGAUGUGGAAGAAGUAAAUCCUCGGACGAAACUUCACUAUCGAGGAGCAAGGAUAUUUGAUGCUGUCAUGGAGGACUUGUUAGCAAGAGGAAUGAAGUCAGCUGAAAAUGCUAUUCUAUCUGGAUGCUCAGCUGGUGGAUUAACAACAAUUCUUCAUUGUGAUAACUUCAAGAGACUUUUUCCUAGGACCACCAAAGUAAAAUGCCUUUCGGAUGCCGGUUUUUUCAUUGAUACGAAGGACGUUUCUGGAGUACCCCAUAUCGAGACCUUCUUUCACGAUAUAGUCACAACUCAUGGGUCAGCAAAGCAUUUGCCCCCAUCAUGCACCUCACAAAUGAGAUCGAGUCUGUGCUUAUUUCCACAAAACGUGGCGAAAUAUAUCGAGACGCCCCUUUUCAUUUUAAACGCGGCCUAUGACUCAUGGCAGAUAAAGAAUAUUUUAGCUCCCGUUCCUGCUGACCCUCGCGGGUUCUGGCUCAGCUGCAAGAUGGAUAUUGCAAACUGUUCUGCCAGUCAACUCAAAACCAUGCAAGGGUUCAGAUUGAAGUUUCUGAAAGCAUUGCAUCAAAUAGGAACCUCAACCUCAAGAGGAUAUUUUAUAAACUCUUGCUAUGCACACUGCCAAACUGAAAUGCAAGAGACUUGGUUUUCUAGUGAUUCUCCCAGAUUAAAUAACAAGACAAUUGCUGAAGCUGUUGGAGAAUGGUUUUACGGCAAAAGCACGUUUCAGAAGGGAGAUUGCGUUUUUCCUUGUGACAAAACUUGUCACAAUCAAGUUUUCGAGCCAUACGGAUUGGAUAAACGGUAG
Messenger RNA from Striga hermonthica, 1155 nucleotides. The record is from the annotation of a GenBank genome assembly. Lineage: Eukaryota; Viridiplantae; Streptophyta; Magnoliopsida; Lamiales; Orobanchaceae.